UGCCUGGUGAAGAAUGUGAUGGGAUCAUUAGCAUGUCUGCGGAGAGUGGCCCUGGGACGAGAUUGAGAAAUCUGCCAGUAAUGGGGGAUGGACUAGAAACCUCCCAAAUGUCCACAACGCAGGCCCAGGCCCAACCCCAGCCAGCCAAUGCAGCCAGCACCAACCCCCCACCUCCAGAGACCUCCAACCCCAACAAGCCCAAGAGGCAGACCAAUCAGCUGCAAUAUUUGCUCAGAGUGGUGCUCAAGACACUAUGGAAACACCAGUUUGCGUGGCCUUUCCAGCAGCCUGUGGACGCUGUCAAGCUAAACCUCCCUGAUUACUAUAAGAUCAUUAAAACACCUAUGGAUAUGGGAACAAUAAAGAAGCGCUUGGAAAACAACUAUUACUGGAAUGCUCAGGAAUGUAUCCAGGACUUCAACACUAUGUUUACAAAUUGUUACAUCUACAACAAGCCUGGAGAUGACAUCGUCUUAAUGGCAGAAGCAUUGGAGAAGCUCUUCUUACAGAAAAUCAACGAACUUCCCACAGAAGAAACUGAGAUCAUGAUAGUCCAGGCAAAAGGAAGAGGACGAGGGAGAAAAGAAGCAGGGACAGCAAAGCCUGGUGUCUCCGCGGUACCAAACACAACUCAAGCAUCAACUCCUCCACAGACCCAGACUACUCAGCAGAAUCCUCCACCUGUGCAGGCCACGCCUCACCCCUUCCCUGCUGUCACCCCAGACCUCAUCGUCCAGACCCCUGUCAUGACAGUGGUGCCUCCCCAGCCACUGCAGACUCCCCCACCGGUGCCCCCUCAGCCACCACCCCCACCUGCUCCCACCCCUCAGCCUGUGCAGAGCCACCCGCCCAUCAUUGCGGCCACCCCACAGCCUGUGAAGACAAAGAAGGGGGUGAAGAGGAAAGCAGACACCACCACCCCCACCACCAUCGAUUCCAUUCAUGAGCCGCCCUCACUGGCCCCAGAGCCCAAGACUGCCAAGCUGGGCCCCCCCCGGCGGGAAAGCACCCGGCCUGUAAAGCCCCCAAAGAAGGAUGUACCUGACUCGCAGCAGCACCCAGUGCCAGAAAAGAGCAGCAAGGUCUCAGAACAGCUCAAGUGCUGCAGUGGCAUUCUUAAGGAGAUGUUCGCCAAGAAGCACGCCGCCUAUGCUUGGCCUUUCUAUAAACCCGUGGAUGUGGAGGCAUUAGGCUUACACGACUACUGUGACAUCAUCAAGCACCCUAUGGACAUGAGCACAAUCAAGUCUAAACUAGAGUCCCGUGAGUACCGAGAUGCUCAGGAAUUUGGUGCCGAUGUCCGAUUGAUGUUCUCCAACUGCUAUAAGUAUAAUCCUCCUGACCAUGAAGUAGUAGCCAUGGCCCGGAAACUCCAGGAUGUAUUUGAGAUGCGCUUCGCCAAGAUGCCAGAUGAGCCUGAAGAGCCCGUGGUGGCUGUUUCCUCCCCAGUGGUGCCCCCCCCUACGAAGGUGGUGCCCCCAGCCUCAUCCAGUGACAGCAGUAGUGACAGUUCUUCAGACAGUGACAGCUCCACUGAUGACUCUGAGGAAGAGCGAGCCCAGCGGCUAGCAGAACUCCAGGAGCAGCUCAAAGCCGUGCACGAGCAGCUUGCAGCCCUCUCGCAGCCCCAGCAGAACAAACCAAAGAAAAAGGAAAAAGACAAGAAGGAAAAGAAAAAGGAAAAGCACAAAAAGAAAGAGGAAGUGGAGGAGAAUAAGAAAAGUAAAGCCAAGGAACUUCCUCCCAAAAAGACAAAGAAAAACAACAGCAACAGUAACGUGAGCAAGAAGGAGCCAGCACCAAUGAAGAGCAAACCUCCUCCCACGUAUGAGUCAGAAGAAGAGGACAAAUGCAAGCCCAUGUCAUAUGAGGAGAAGCGGCAGCUCAGCUUGGACAUCAACAAGCUCCCUGGUGAGAAGCUGGGACGAGUGGUGCACAUCAUCCAGUCGCGGGAGCCCUCACUCAAGAACUCCAACCCAGAUGAGAUAGAGAUUGACUUUGAGACCCUGAAGCCAUCCACGUUGCGUGAGUUGGAGCGCUACGUCACCUCCUGUUUGCGGAAGAAAAGAAAACCUCAAGCCGAGAAAGUUGAUGUGAUCGCUGGCUCCUCCAAGAUGAAAGGUUUCUCAUCCUCGGAGUCAGAGAGCACCAGCGAGUCCAGCUCCUCUGACAGUGAAGACUCUGAAACAGAGAUGGCUCCAAAGUCAAAAAAGAAGGGACAUCCUGGGAGGGAUCAGAAGAAGCACCAUCACCACCACCAUCAGCAGAUGCAGCCAGCCCCAGCUCCUGUGCCCCAACAGCCACCCCCGCCUCCCCAGCAGCCUCCAGCACCCCCACCUCAGCAGCAGCAACAGCAGCAGCAACAGCAGCAACAACAGCAGCAGCCCCCACCCCCACCGCCCCCACCCUCCAUGCCGCAACAAGCAGCCCCAGCGCUGAAGUCCUCGCCUCCGCCCUUCAUCACUGCCCAGGUGCCAGUCCUAGAGCCUCAGCUCCCAGGCAGCGUCUUUGAUCCCAUCGGCCACUUCACCCAGCCCAUACUGCACCUGCAGCAGCCUGAGCUGCCCCCUCACUUGCCCCAGCCACCUGAGCACAGCACUCCGCCCCAUCUCAACCAGCACACCGUGGUCUCUCCUCCAGCUUUGCACAAUGCGCUGCCCCAGCAGCCAUCUCGGCCCAGCAACCGAGCCGCUGCCUUGCCCCCCAAACCUGCCCGGCCCCCUGCUGUAUCCCCCGCCCUGGCCCAGCCACCCCUGCUCCCUCAGCCCCCCAUGGCUCAACCCCCCCAGGUGUUGCUGGAGGAUGAAGAGCCACCUGCCCCACCCCUCACCUCCAUGCAGAUGCAGCUGUAUCUGCAGCAGCUGCAGAAGGUGCAGCCCCCCACACCACUACUCCCUUCCGUGAAGGUGCAGUCCCAGCCUCCACCCCCCUUGCCACCUCCACCCCACCCCUCUGUGCAGCAGCAACUACAGCAGCAGCCACCCCCCCCCCCCCCCCCCCCGCCCCAGCCGCCACCGCAGCAGCAGCACCAGCCCCCACCACGGCCCGUGCACUUGCAACCCAUGCAGUUCUCCACACACAUCCAGCAGCCCCCACCACCACCAGGCCAGCAGCCCCCACAUCCGCCCCCAGGCCAGCAGCCGCCCCCACCUCAGCCCGCCAAGCCUCAGCAGGUCAUCCAGCAUCACCCUUCACCCCGGCACCACAAGUCAGAUCCUUAUUCGGCAGGUCACCUCCGUGAGGCCCCCUCCCCGCUUAUGAUACAUUCCCCCCAGAUGCCACAGUUCCAGAGCCUGACGCACCAGUCUCCACCCCAGCAAAAUGUCCAGCCCAAAAAGCAGGAGCUACGCCCACCCUCAGUGGUCCAGCCCCAGCCCCUGGUGGUGGUGAAAGAGGAGAAGAUCCACUCACCCAUCAUCCGCAGUGAGCCCUUCAGCCCCUCCCUGCGGCCGGAGCCCCCCAAGCAUGCUGAGAGCAUCAAGGCCCCAGUCCAUCUACCCCAGCGGCCUGAGAUGAAGCCUGUGGAUGUUGGGAGGCCUGUUAUUCGGCCCCCUGAGCAGAAUGCACCCCCUCCAGGGGCUCCUGAUAAGGACAAACAGAAGCAGGAGCCGAAGACACCGGUGGCACCCAAAAAGGACCUAAAAAUUAAGAACAUGGGCUCUUGGGCCAGCCUGGUACAGAAGCAUCCGACCACCCCAUCCUCCACAGCCAAGUCAUCCAGUGACAGCUUUGAGCAGUUCCGCCGUGCAGCUCGUGAGAAGGAGGAGCGUGAGAAGGCCCUGAAGGCUCAGGCUGAGCACGCGGAGAAGGAAAAGGAGCGGUUGCGGCAAGAACGCAUGAGGAGCCGAGAAGAUGAGGAUGCACUAGAGCAGGCACGGCGGGCCCAUGAAGAGGCACGCCGGCGCCAGGAGCAGCAGCAACAGCAACAGCAGCGACAAGAGCAGCAGCAGCAGCAGCAGCAGCAGCAGCAGGCGGUGGCCGCUGUGGCCGCAGCUGCCGCCCCCCAGGCCCAGAGCUCCCAGCCCCAGUCCAUGCUGGACCAACAGAGGGAGUUGGCCCGAAAGCGGGAACAGGAGCGAAGGCGCCGGGAGGCGAUGGCAGCUACGAUUGACAUGAAUUUCCAGAGUGAUUUGUUGUCAAUAUUUGAAGAAAAUCUUUUCUGAGAGCACCUAGGUGACUUGUGACUGAUUUUCUGGCAAAACAUUGACUCUUCAUAGUGUUAGGGUUGGCAGUGGAGGCGGUAGCAGUGGCCAGAGGUGUCUCUGGGCCUGGCCCUCCUGCAUGCUAUGCCCGGGGCAGGCCUGACGGGCAGCUGAGGAUUGCAGAGCCCAUCUGCCUUACAGCCAGCUGGAGGACGUCCUGUCACCCGUCGCCUCCUUACAGGACGUCGGCUCAGAGCACGCCUCGAUUCCAGCAAGUGCCGGCUGGACCCAAGGCCUGCGUCCCCACAUGGGAGACAGAGGCCCUUUUCUCCGCCAAAUGUCUACACAGUAUACACAGGACAUUGUUGCUGCCGCCACCGUGGACUGGUUUUCUGUCCCUGAGAACGUGACGUUUGUGACGUCCUGCCCAUUGGGAGUUUCCACACCCCAGCCUCACUUUCCGCUCUCAGGAGGCCAGGGCAGGCCCAUGUGGGCCGGAGCGGGCGAGGGCACCGGCAUACCCCCUUGCUGGCACUGACUUUGCCUUGAACAGACCCCCCUUCUCUCCCCCCCCCCACAAGCCUUUAAUCGAGAGCCGCUCUCUAUAAGUGUUCGCUUGUGCAAAAGGGAAUAGUGCCGUGGAGGUGUGUGUGUGUCCAUGGCAACUCGAAUCGAGGUGACCGUCCCGCGUGUGUGGGCGGGCCUUGCCUGGGGUGAGGCCACCAACCAAAGUCAGUCC
Messenger RNA from Chinchilla lanigera (long-tailed chinchilla), 4881 nucleotides. RefSeq names its product bromodomain containing 4 (gene Brd4). Gene Ontology annotation, cellular component: chromatin; nucleus. NCBI's taxonomy places the organism in Eukaryota, Metazoa, Chordata, Mammalia, Rodentia, Chinchillidae. The record is from RefSeq and is a predicted model, not a curated record. Bases 33 to 4163 code for a protein of 1376 amino acids. The transcript has 19 exons. Gene Ontology annotation, biological process: chromatin remodeling; positive regulation of transcription elongation by RNA polymerase II.